Messenger RNA from Moneuplotes crassus, 1070 nucleotides. NCBI's taxonomy places the organism in Eukaryota, Ciliophora, Spirotrichea, Euplotida, Euplotidae. The record is from the annotation of a GenBank genome assembly.
AUGGCUACUAGCCCAAACAACAAAAGACUCCUGUUUGUGGGAAGUGAUACUUUCAGCAGACUCACCCUCGGUGCAAUGUUGAAUAGAAAUGUCCAAAACAAGUACAAAAUUGAUGUUCUCAGCCCUCCAAAAGGAAGAAGAGGAACCCCUAUUUAUAAAUUUCAUCAAUUCUGUGAGGAAAAUGAACUAGAAAUAAAUAUCUUCCAAGGUCGGGACAAAAGAACAGAAUGGAGACAGUUCACAAAAUCAAUGCCCUUCUACAACCUUGGAAUAGUUUCCUCCUUUAGACACAUGGUUCCUGGAUAUGUGAUUAAUAAAUUUAUUAGGCCCACAAACGAGGAUUUCCCUAACAACUUCUUUUAUUGUGUGCAUCCCUCUCUUCUCCCAAAAUACAGAGGAGCUUUACCAAUCCAGUAUACUUUGUUGAAUGGGGAUGACAAAGCUGGGGUCAGCCUAAUCCAUCUAUCUAAGAGAACUUUUGAUGCAGGAAAUAUUGUCCUCCAAAAGUCCAUUGAUAUUGAUUCAACACAUACAUACAGAGACCUAAGGAACUCCUUAGGAACUCUUGGGGGAGAACUUGCUGCUGAUAUCGCUCUUGGAGAUCCAGAGGAUUUCAAUAGAAAAAGUAUUGUACAAAAUAAGGAUGAUACCUCCAAAGCAUUUUUCUUUAAAGAAGACGAUUUCAACCAAUUCAAUUUUAAGGAAAAAUCCGCUGAAGAGAACCUUAGAAUUUUUAAUGCAUUCACUGGGUCAUCUACUGAACCAUUUACAGAGAUUUACGUUAAGAAGUCAGAUAAGAAAGCAUUAUUCGACGACCUGACUGUCGUAGAUAUAUCUGAUCCAUCAGAGAAGAGAAUUAUUGAUUAUUUCGAAUCCACAGACACUACUGAAGGCAACUACAAAUUUCACAGAAAGAUGAACAAGACUGAGAUCUACAUCAAAUGUUUUGAUCAAACUUACCUAAAAUUCUCUUCAGUCAGGAUCUCAGGACUAGGAAAGAUGCCUGCUUCUAAACUAAUGAUGUAUCAAAUCGGAGAGUAAUGGAAUGCAUGAAUCAUUUCAAUCUUAUC